AUGGACAAUUCAUUAGUGGAUGCCCUGGUUGAACAAGUCAAUCUCGGCCUAAAGAGUGAUAAUGGGUUCAAACCCGAGGCCUACAAGGCAACCAUCAAAGAGAUCAAUGAGACAUGUGGCAUAUUACUUGAAAACCAUCACAUUUCUAAUCGGUUGCGGACCUUGAAGAGGUUGUAUAUUUCUAUCAAAGACCUGCUCAAUGCAUCCGGUUUUGGAUGGGACUCGGACAGAAAGAUGGUCGUCGCUACUGAUGAUGUGUGGGCUGGUUAUAUUGCGUCUCACCCAUAUGCGGAACGUAUGCGAGGAAAGCACAUCGAUAGAUGGGAUGACUUGACCUUCAUAUUCGGCAACGAAUAUGCCCAAGGAUCAUUUGCGAGCACAGCUUACUCAUCACCCAUUUCUGGGAAGUGGCACAACUGA
Molecule: messenger RNA, 420 nt
Organism: Magnolia sinica
Lineage: Eukaryota; Viridiplantae; Streptophyta; Magnoliopsida; Magnoliales; Magnoliaceae
Exons: 2
Coding region: 1-420 (139 amino acids)
Source: RefSeq, a predicted model, not a curated record